Penicillium verhagenii is the source of this 1203-nucleotide messenger RNA. Its product is annotated as MBL fold metallo-hydrolase. NCBI's taxonomy places the organism in Eukaryota, Fungi, Ascomycota, Eurotiomycetes, Eurotiales, Aspergillaceae. The transcript is spliced from 2 exons. The coding region runs from base 1 to 1203 and encodes 400 amino acids. The record is from RefSeq and is a predicted model, not a curated record.
AUGGUGGUGGUUCCUGACUCAGACCAGACAGUUCGCGUCAGGCUGCUGGACACUACAACGUAUCUCACUGGCAUCGCAAAGGUCUUUGUUGAUCCAGUUGUUGCCGGCCAUGAAACCUUUUCCUUUAACGAUUUUGCGUUCCUUAUUGAGAAUCAACGUCUUGGAAAGAAGGUCAUGUUCGACCUCGGCACGCGCAAGGAUUAUUGGAAUCUUGCCCCUUCCGUUCAACAGAUUUUUGGUACUGACAGUGUCAUGACGGGAAUGAGGAUUGAUAAGAACGUUAGUGAAAUUCUCACUGACGGUGGAAUUGAACUAAGUGAGAUUGACUCUUGUAUCUGGUCUCAUUAUCACUAUGAUCAUUGCGGGAACAUGACGCCAUUCCCGUCAUCCACCAGUAUCACAGUCGGGACUGGAUUUACCACCUCCGGUCUACUACCUGGCUAUCCCGAAAACCCCGAAUCUCCUGUUUUGGCAGCCGACUUCGAAAACAGAGACCUGAUAGGGAUCAACUUUGACGAGGGUCUCACAAUCGGCGGAUUUGCGGCUCACGACUACUUUGGAGACGGUUCUUUUUAUCUGCUCGACUCCCCCGGGCAUUGCGCGGGGCAUAUAUCAGCAUUGGCCCGCACGACAUCAUCCUCGGCGGACGGAGAUGAUACUUUUGUUUUCCUAGGAGGCGACAUCUGCCAUUUUGCUGGUGACUUCCGGCCAUCUCACGAUAAACCUCUGCCACAAACUCUCCCUGUGGGCUUCUCUAAUCGACGCAAGACACCAAUUCAGUGCCCAUGUUCCUUGACAUCACACCAUCCCUAUGCGACCAACGAAGCAGAUUCCCAGACAACCCCAUGGUACAAAAUGGCCAGUCAGUUCCCCACGGCCUACCAUGACUUCGAACUUGCCAGAUCAUCAGUUCUCAAAAUGCAAGCUCUGGACCAAGAUGACAAUAUUCUAGUUUGUCUCGCCCACGAUGCGAUUCUUCUUGAUACUUUUCCUCUCUUUAAUAAAUCCCCUGAAGCAGACAUGAAUAACUGGAAGAGCAGGGGAAUGAAAGAGAAGUGUCACUGGGGGUGGCUAAAUGAUAUUGCCUUUGAUGGCAAGCCUGCUAGAGAUCCCGUGGUUGAAGGGUUUUGGAGAGAUGAGAAACCCUGGGACUAUGGAGAAUUCAAGAAAACCUUGGGUCUACCACCCCUACCAACUAUUUGA